GCCUGACCAUUGCCACUAUGGUCAACAUUAACGAGCUCCCGGAGAACAUUCUGCUGGAGCUGUUCACCCACGUCCCCGCCCGCCAGCUACUGCGUAACUGCCGGCUGGUCUGCAGCCUCUGGCGAGACCUCAUUGAUGUGGUGACUCUGUGGAAGCGCAAAAGCCUGCAAGAGGGCUUCAUCACCAAAGACUGGGACCAGCCCGUGGAGGACUGGAAGAUCUUCUACUUCCUGCGCAGCCUGCAGAGGAAUCUCCUUAGGAACCCGUGUGCCCCAGAGGACAUGAACUCAUGGCAGAUAGACUCCAACGAGGGGGAUGAGUGGAAGGUGGAGAGUCUCCCUGGGGAGCAUGGCAAGAACUUUCCUGACUCCAGGGUCAAGAAGUAUUUUGUCACCUCUUUCGGCAUGUGCCUCAAGUCCCAGAUGAUAGACCUUAAAGCUGAGGGCUAUUGGGAGGAGCUGAUGGACACCUUCCGGCCUGAGAUUGUGGUUAAGGACUGGUUCGCCCCCAGAGCGGACUGUGGCUGCACCUAUCACCUCCGGGUACACCUGACCUCAGCCAACUACAUUGUCUUGGCCUCCUUUGAUCCUCCACCUGUGACCAUCGAACAGUGGAAUGAUGCCACAUGGAAGGAGGUCUCCCACACCUUCUCUGAUUACCCUCCAGGCGUCCGCCAUAUCUUUUUCCAGCAUGGGGGCCAGGACACCCAGUUCUGGAAAGGCUGGUAUGGCCCCCGUGUCACCAACAGCAGCAUCAUUAUCAGCCACAGACCAGCCAAGAACCCCGCCCCUGCCAGACCUCUGCCGGAAGACUGUAGUAAUAGAAGGAAAACAUCCAGCUUUGGAUCCAGAAAGCCUCUUGGACUUUUUCUGACAGCCAUCUGCCUCCUCCUUUGCGGGGGUCCGCUUUGCAAAUCAAAGCCUGGCAAGAGCUUAGUGGGCAGUCAGGUCCCCAGUCCCAUGAGCACCUGCCCUGCAGCCUCCAGCAAACCCAUCAACUCAGUGGUGAUUUUACAGCCACACAGCUUUGACAUUUUGUUGUAAUAAAUGUUUUCAGUAAAUCCAAA
Molecule: messenger RNA, 1066 nt
Organism: Cricetulus griseus (Chinese hamster)
Lineage: Eukaryota; Metazoa; Chordata; Mammalia; Rodentia; Cricetidae
Source: RefSeq, a predicted model, not a curated record